AUGUUCGUCCAUCAAGCAGUGCCCGUGGCAACUUCGUUAGCGCGGACAUCAGGACUUCAAAACCCCUCUUUCACAACAUACAAGGUCCAUUCGAUUAAUUACACUUUCGUUCGCCAAUUUGAAAAUCGCCUAUCUCCAUCCUCCAUCUCUUUUUUUCUCAACAUAUUGUAUCAAUCGUUCAAGAAAGUAAUUCAACGUAAUGGCCCUUCAGCGAAUAGUCUGACGAUGCUGUGGAAGGAAAAGCCAGAUAAUUUCACAUAA
Molecule: messenger RNA, 261 nt
Organism: Necator americanus (New World hookworm)
Lineage: Eukaryota; Metazoa; Nematoda; Chromadorea; Rhabditida; Ancylostomatidae
Exons: 3
Coding region: 1-261 (86 amino acids)
Source: RefSeq, a predicted model, not a curated record